Molecule: messenger RNA, 1685 nt
Organism: Aureobasidium subglaciale EXF-2481
Lineage: Eukaryota; Fungi; Ascomycota; Dothideomycetes; Dothideales; Saccotheciaceae
Exons: 2
Coding region: 87-1517 (476 amino acids)
Biological process (GO): transmembrane transport
Cellular component (GO): fungal-type vacuole membrane
Molecular function (GO): transmembrane transporter activity
Source: RefSeq, a predicted model, not a curated record
UUACAAACAUCCAUCACGACAUCUCUCUAUGGAUAUAACAGUAUUGUGAAACUCCAUACAGCAGUGGGUCGUACGGCAAGUUCAAGAUGCCCGAUGAAUCUAUUGUACUGCAAGCCAGAUUGGCUUCACACCAAGAAAGCCAAAACAGUGGCCACGAUGGCUUGGUGGUGGAACACACGCCUUCGAGGCAUAACAACUCAAACAGCAAGAGGGCAUUGGUACUUCUUGGUUCUGCUAUACUGCAGCUACCCAUUUGGGGCUUCGCCAUGAGCUACGGUAUCUUCCAAGAAUACUUUAUUGAACACUGGACAUUGCAAGGAAGCCAAAGUCUCACCGGUAUCAUCGGUAUGACUUCGAAUGGAGUCAUGUAUCUAUCGAUGCCUUUCCUUUUCGCCCUCUUCACCAAACGCUGGGCACGACAUCGCCAAACCGCAGCACUAUGCGGCACCCUUCUUGCUUGUCUAAGCUUUGUACUUUCAAGCUUUAGCACCAAUGUCUGGCAUCUGGUGGCUACGCAAGGCGUGCUUGCUGCUUUUGGAUCUGCUCUUGUGUUCAGCCCUAUGACUUUGUCACUUGGAGAGUGGUACAAGACAAGUAAUCGAGCUUUGGCCUAUGGCAUCACGCUGUCUUGCAAAAACAUAGUCGGCUCGGUAUGUCCAUUCUUGUUUUCGGCACUUCUUGACAGACAUGGCUUUCGCUUUACGCUAAGGAUCUGGGCGAUCAUGAUUGCUGGCACGAGUGUUUUCACCAUUCUGCUCAUCCCCACUCAUUCUUCGGCUUUGCUCGUAGCGAUGGACGAGACAACCGAGGAACAGAACGGCGAGAUGGCUUCGCUUCCGACAAGAUCACGCAAGAUACCAUGGCACUUCUUGCAUCACCGCACCAUCUACAUCUACAGCAUAGCCAUCAUGCUGCAGUCCGCAGGCUACGGUAUCCCACAGACAUACCUCAACACAUAUGCUAGUGAGGUGGCUUUACUUUCCCAGACUUCGGCUACGUUAUUGCUUACACUCUUCAACAUUCCCGGUAUCGCGUCCUCUUCGUUCUUUGGCUACCUGAGCGACAACAAGCGUUUCACACUUUCUGCAACCACAGUCACCUGUGUCUCAGGGCUGAGCUCAGCAUUGAGUGCCUUUCUUCUCUGGGGCUUGAACACACAAGGCAGUCUAGUUACACUAGUCCUCUUCGCCAUUACGUUCGGCUUCUUCGCCGGUGGAUACAGCGCGACAUGGGGAGGCCUGAUCAACGAUCUUGAAAGCGAAGCUAGGAACUCCAACGAGGCCAUCGAUUCAGGCAUGAUUUAUGGUUUGCUGAAUGGUGCUAGAGGACUCGGCUAUGUUGCUGGUGGUUUGAUCGGCGUGCCGCUCUUGAAAGCCGGCACUGAGAAAUAUGGCAGACUUGCUAGUGGUGACUUUGGAGUGCAGUCGAGCUAUGGCCCAUUGAUUUUGUUCACCGGACUUGCAUCUGUGUUUGGCGGGUGGGGUGUACUCUGGAAGUGGAAGAAUUUGAGGAUGUAAUAAUGGUACCGAAAGGGCGCAAUCAUACUGUAGUCUCUCAGCUGGGAUCUCUAGUGGAAAUGGACACUACUAAUAACGAUGCAGCGACAUUCAAGCAACAAUAUGAAGGGAUCAGAUGACAGACAUGGUUGUACCUUCCUGUCAUAUUCAACUUUCACAGCACUCACG